AGAAGAGGAAUGCAUAAGGCAGCGGUAAACAUCACUGGUAGCUUGAAAACUCACGCACAUGCAGACGCAUUAACACACAUAUACAGUUCCAUGCAGCUCCCGAGGGUUUCAGUAGGAAUUUAAGACAACUUGUGUUCGUUUCGAUCAAACAGGUUUACAUAUCUCACCGAGUGUCUCUAUGGGUCUCCGGUGCUGUGCUGUACUGCUGCUGCUGUGUGUUUUCGACUUUGCCUCAGCCACUGAUGUAGCUGACUACGGAGGGGUUCCGCUGUGGAUUAAUCGCCUUUUGGGUGAGCCCAGUGUGAUGAGCCUGCAAGAACGGAUGGACGCAGCCUGGUUUCGAGCCAACAACCCCCAGUCCUGCCCUAUACAGUGUGACUGCCCCAUCCAAUGGCCCACGGCGCUGUACUGUGACCACAGAGGCCUGGCAGACAUCCCUGACCACCUGCCGGAAACAACUCAAUACCUGUUUCUUCAGAGCAACAACAUCUCGUCCUUGUCGUCCUCUUUACUGGCGAACAUUACUGCUCUACGCUGGCUCAUCCUGGACCACAAUCAGCUGCUGGACCUUGUCACGCUGCAGAACCAGACCCAGCUGUGCUACUUUUUUGCCAACUACAACCACUUGAGAUCAGUGCCAAGCGUUCUACCAGCUGGACUCAAGCAGCUGCGACUUGCCCACAACCAAAUUAGCAGCAUCAGCCCAGGAGCUUUUCAGAACCUGCACAACUUGACACUACUGUUGCUGCAGGGAAACAAACUGCAAACCAUCACAGAGGGAGACCUUAAAGGUCUGUUUAAUCUGAACCUGCUGGAGCUCAGUGGGAAUUUGUUCUCAGCUGUCCCCAGACAUUUACCCACUUCUGUCCAGCAGCUCUAUAUGUCCAGUAACACUCUACCUGGGCUGGAUAAAAACAGCUUUGGAGGAUUUCUCAACCUAAAGUAUCUUCGUCUAAGUCACUGUAGUCUGCAGAGCAGUGGCAUCCACCAGCAAGUCUUCAACUUCUCCAGCUUGGUGGAACUGGACCUUUCUUAUAACAAACUUAAAACCAUUCCUACAGUUCCCACCACCCUGCAGUACCUCUACCUGGAGGCCAAUGAAAUACAAGAGUUCAAUGUGAGCAGUUUCUGCAGAGAGUGGGGACCUCUGUCCUACUCCAGAGUGAAGAUCCUACGAUUGGAGGGAAACAGAAUGUCCUACCAACAGCUGCCAUCAAACUGGGCCUUUUGCCUGCGAGUGCUUGAAAGUAUUUACAUCUAAUCCACUCUCUGAAUAUUCAACAACAUAGGGUAACUGUAUGUUACUGGUCAAGCUCAUAUAGAGAGAAAACAAGAGUCAACCUCAUAUUUUUGUUUUGUUAGCCAACUUAUCACUUGUGAAGUCAAACAACUCAGCCUACAGAUACAGCUGACAUGAAUUCAUGACGUCUUCAAUAUGGAGACACACACCCAGCCACUGGAGGAGAGCUAGUGCUGCUCGCUACUUUAUUGGAAAAGAGUUGGAAACAUUGGGCUGUGUUUUUCAAUUGAAUACUUUCAAAAUCUAUCUCACUCUUGCUGGUUUUUCCAGGGUUGUCGACCCAAGCUGAAACUUGUCAAUACCUGAAACUUUUCCCUGUAAAAAAAUGUUUCUUCUAUUUCUUGGGAGUUUUUCCUGAUCCGAUGUGAUCUGAUAUAUGUACACAUUUUAAAUCUCACUUAGACAAAUUAGUAAUUUGUGACAUUGGGCUUUACAAAGUAAACUGAAUUUAAUUGAAUAGUAUAAAGUAAAUAUUUACAAUAGAAAAACAGAUUAUUUGACACGUUAACCUCUUAAACGGAGAUUAUCCUCGUCGUCAGGGAGGCUUACAAUAGACAAUGUUAGAUUAAACCUUAUUUCCAUACAGUGUUUUACAGUAUAUAGCUAAGUAUAUCUAAUGUAUUAAAAAGUUACUUUCUAAUAUCCAUAAUGUAGAAACACCGUUACACGUGGUCAGAGAUGAAUUCCGAAACUGGAAGAAGCAAAUACAGUGAGAUCCCAAUUACCAGCAGCAAAUAUGUCAGUACUGUACUAUUGCUGUUUCCUUGAUAUUUUACUUUAACGAUGCAUUAAAGGAUUUCAAUCUUG
Pseudoliparis swirei is the source of this 2107-nucleotide messenger RNA. RefSeq lists its product as uncharacterized. The transcript is spliced from 5 exons. The record is from RefSeq and is a predicted model, not a curated record. NCBI's taxonomy places the organism in Eukaryota, Metazoa, Chordata, Actinopteri, Perciformes, Liparidae. The coding region runs from base 179 to 1261 and encodes 360 amino acids. Gene Ontology annotation, molecular function: protein binding.